GGCCACCUAUGGACAUGGAGACCAUCGCAGGAAGCCUAUGGCUUCUACUUCGAGGUGCGUGUGGAGGCAGUCACCACAGGCAUGCCGGACGGCCUGGCGGUCGGGGUCACCAGCGAUGACCCGGCGCUUCUCGGCGAGGUGCCCGAGAUCUUGGACGGCCUGCGCCAGGCGUGGCUCAUAGGCUUUGAUGGCGUCAUGUUCGACAGCCACGACUUCAUCGAGGUGGAUUGGUACCCCUCCGAGCUGCGAAUAGGCGACCGGGUGGGGGUGCUAGUGGCACCCUCCGGGCAGCUCUCGGUGUAUGUGAACGGCAAGAAGCGGGUGGACGGACCCAAGAACGUGGACACCAGCAAGCCGCUCUUCCCAGCAGUGGAUCUGAUUGGCAACACCGAUGGCGUGACGCUGCUUCUGGAGGCCCGUUGCCCUGUGCGCCCGGAGAAGCAAGACAGCAAGAUGGACUUCCGCGCCUCAGCGGUGAAGGCGCGGGGCUUCCACCGGGCCUCCCUGGGCCGGUCCUUGCGGCUCUCGAAGGACGCCUGGACGGUGGAGCGGCUCGGCGCGGAGGAGCUGCAAGGCACCGCCAUUGGCGCCGCGCCGCUGGAGCUGCUGGAGAGCGGGCGCUACUUCGAGGUUCACAUCGACGAGGUGGUGCCGGACCAGCCGGAUGGCAUGGCGAUCGGCGUGACCAGCCAUAGGCCCGAGGAGCUGCUGGAGCCCGUGGGCUCCUCCGACGCCCUGCGCCCCGCGUGGCUCGUUGGCUUCGACGGCGCCGUUUGGGACGGCGCCAAGAUGGAAUGGCUUCUCAGCAGCUGGGAUACCCGACAGCUCUCCGCCGGCGACACCGUAGGCGCUUUGGUGGACCUUGGCAACGUGCUGCGCAUCUUCGUGAACGGCCAGCAGGUGGCGAAGGGGCCAACACUGCCGCCGGAGAAGACGGCACCGCAGGCGCUCCUCUUCCCUGUGGUGGACCUGCUGGGUGCAGUGCGGCGGCUGAGUUUGAAGCCCAUGGCCCAAGCGCCGCAGGAGCUACCCGAGCCGGAAGUACUUGCACCACCUGAGCCGGUGCAGCAGCAAGUCAUGUCCGGCUUCUACAGGGAAAAGGUGGGCGCCCAGCUCCAGCUGGAGGCCUCCGACGGCAGCGCGCGGCGCGCGGCAGGCGGCCUGGAGGGCGGGGUGCUGCUGGGCGACGCGCCGCUGGAGCCGCGCCAGGACGGGGCCGUGGGCUACUCCCUGGUGAUCACCUCCGCGGCUGCGGCGGGGGACAAGGAGGGCAUCGCCCUGGGCGUCACCACCCGCCCACCCAAAGAGCUGUCAGCGCUCCCGGCCACGGCCGACGAGGUGGACCCCUCCUUCCUGCUUGGUUUCGACGGGGCGGCCUGGGACGGCUCGGCGCUGAAGUGGCACUUCAGCGAGUGGCAGCCCCACACCCUGCAGGCAUCAGAUCGCGUGGAUGUCCUCAUGGAGAGAGGACGUUUGCAAGUGGCGGUGAACGGCUACCGGGUGGCGGCACAACAAAUGCAGGUCUCCAAUAGCAAGGUGCCCUUCUAUGCUUUGCUGGACAUCUCCAGCGCUGGCCUGGGUGUCUCACUGCAGCUGCCGGUGAAGACGCCCAGCUUAGCUUGAAGGAAGUUAAUGUUCAUCAGCCGAAGCGUCAAACGACGCGGCCUCCGGGCAAUGCUGAUCUGCAGAUGGUCAAGCGUAGGAUC
This is a messenger RNA of Effrenium voratum, 1706 nucleotides long. The record is from the annotation of a GenBank genome assembly. NCBI's taxonomy places the organism in Eukaryota, Dinophyceae, Suessiales, Symbiodiniaceae.